AUGUCCGACAGCGGGGAAGUCGAGGUCGAUAGCCCGUCCGGGUUCCAAGUGUUGCCCAAGGAUGUCGCUACCGAGAUUGGCAGUGUCAAGCUCUUCAACAAAUGGAGUUAUGAGGAUAUCGAGGUCCGGGAUAUAUCUUUGACUGAUUACAUUCAAAUCAGACAACCCGUCUACCUCCCUCACUCCGCCGGCCGAUAUGCUGCUAAGCGCUUCCGCAAGGCCCAGUGCCCUAUCAUUGAGCGCCUCACCAACUCCCUCAUGAUGAACGGCCGAAACAACGGCAAGAAAUUGAUGGCCGUGAGAAUUGUCGCCCACGCUUUCGAAAUUAUUCACAUCAUGACAGACCAAAACCCCAUCCAGAUCGCCGUUGAUGCCAUUGCCAACUGUGGCCCCAGAGAAGACAGCACGCGUAUCGGCUCUGCAGGUACCGUCCGUCGUCAAGCCGUUGAUGUUUCUCCCCUCCGCCGCGUCAACCAGGCCAUUGCUCUCCUCACCAUUGGUGCCCGUGAAGCUUCGUUCCGCAACGUCAAGAGCAUUGCUGAAUGCCUCGCUGAAGAAUUGAUCAACGCUGCCAAGGGAAGCUCGAACUCCUAUGCUAUCAAGAAGAAGGACGAGUUGGAGCGUGUCGCCAAGAGCAACCGAUAA
Messenger RNA from Ophidiomyces ophidiicola, 645 nucleotides. It is a transcript of the gene RPS5, whose product is annotated as ribosomal protein S5. The transcript is spliced from 3 exons. Gene Ontology annotation, cellular component: cytosolic small ribosomal subunit; ribosome. The record is from RefSeq and is a predicted model, not a curated record. Lineage: Eukaryota; Fungi; Ascomycota; Eurotiomycetes; Onygenales; Onygenaceae. The coding region runs from base 1 to 645 and encodes 214 amino acids. Gene Ontology annotation, biological process: ribosomal small subunit assembly; translation. Gene Ontology annotation, molecular function: structural constituent of ribosome; rRNA binding; mRNA binding.